UGCUCCACUGACAGCUGUUAGCGUCCGUUUUCACCGGCGAGCUAGCAGAGUCCAAGUUCUCUCACCUCACCUACCCGGAGUCCCUGCUGCGAAACCAUGGCGAGUCCUCUCCUGCUGCUCGUCUUCCUGUUUCUCACCCACGCCUCGGCGGCAGAGUACGGGGAGGAGCUGCUGCGGCGCGCGUGGGGGGAGCGGGAGUGGAUGGUGAGCGCGCGGCGCCGCAUCCACGCGCACCCGGAGCUCGCGUUCCGGGAGCACCGCACCAGCGCCCUCGUCCGCGAGGAGCUCGAGCGCCUCGGAAUCCGCAACCGCGCCGUCGCGGGGACGGGCGUGGUCGCUGAUGUUGGCUCGGGCGCGCCCCCCUUCGUCGCGCUCCGCGCCGACAUGGACGCGCUCCCGCUCCAGGAAUUAGUGGAGUGGGAGCACAAGAGCAAAGUGGACGGGGUGAUGCACGCCUGCGGGCAUGAUGUGCACACCGCGAUGCUCCUGGGGGCAGCAAAGUUGCUCAGUCAGCGUAAGGAUCAGCUCAAGGGAACAGUGAGACUCCUUUUUCAGCCUGCUGAAGAAGGUGGUGCUGGUGCAUCUCAUAUGAUAAAAGAAGGCGCUCUUGAUGGCGUCGGAGCCAUUUUUGCCAUGCAUGUCGAUUAUCGGAUACCAACUGGAGUAAUAGCAGCUCAUCCAGGACCUACGCAAGCCGCUGUGUGUUUCUUUGAAGCCAAAAUAGAAGGUAAAACUGGGUUGGCUGAAACCCCACACUUAAAUGUGGACCCUAUCGUUGCUGCAUCAUUCACCAUCCUGUCCCUACAGCAGCUCAUUUCCAGAGAAGAUGAUCCUCUUCACAGCCAAGUGGUCUCGGUUACUUAUGUCAAAGCUGGAAAUGCCCUUGAUGCUACCCCUGCAAUUGUUAAUUUUGGAGGUACUUUGAGGAGCAUCACUACUGAAGGCCUUUACCGUCUGCAGAAAAGGGUUAAAGAGGUGGUAGAAGGGCAGGCUGCGGUGCAUAGAUGCAAGGGAGCUGUCGAGAUAAAGAGUGAGGACUACCCGAUGUACCCUGCUGUUGUGAACGACGAGGAGCUGCAUCGCCACGUAGAGGAUGUCGGCAGGCGCCUGCUUGGCCCGGACAAGGUGAAGCCCGGAGAGAAGAUCAUGGCGGGCGAAGACUUCGCUUUCUACCAGCAGCUAGCUCCUGGUGUUAUGUUUGGCAUCGGAAUUAGAAACGAGGAAGCUGGCUCCAUCCACCCAGCUCACAACUCUCAUUUCUUCGUUGAUGAGGAUGUCAUUCCAAUUGGGGCAGCUCUGCAUACUGCCAUAGCGGAACUGUAUCUCUCUGAGGCAUCUACUCUGAACGGAGGGGACUUGCAGUCGCAUUGAUGAUAUCUAGUCCAACAGAUGGGUUGAAAAUAUACAAGUACCCAAAGAUAGCAUUGACCACA
This is a messenger RNA of Panicum virgatum (switchgrass), 1433 nucleotides long. RefSeq names its product IAA-amino acid hydrolase ILR1-like 5. The coding region runs from base 97 to 1371 and encodes 424 amino acids. Lineage: Eukaryota; Viridiplantae; Streptophyta; Magnoliopsida; Poales; Poaceae. Gene Ontology annotation, biological process: auxin metabolic process. Gene Ontology annotation, cellular component: endoplasmic reticulum. The record is from RefSeq and is a predicted model, not a curated record. The transcript is spliced from 5 exons. Gene Ontology annotation, molecular function: IAA-Ala conjugate hydrolase activity.